Molecule: messenger RNA, 1038 nt
Organism: Alternaria ventricosa
Lineage: Eukaryota; Fungi; Ascomycota; Dothideomycetes; Pleosporales; Pleosporaceae
Exons: 1
Coding region: 1-1038 (345 amino acids)
Biological process (GO): protein processing
Cellular component (GO): Dsc E3 ubiquitin ligase complex; endoplasmic reticulum
Source: RefSeq, a predicted model, not a curated record
AUGUCGAAUGCGCCAGCUCUCCCCGAGCAACUCAUCUAUCUCAUCAUACGCUUUACGGCCUCAGUACCGGAUCUUCCACUCUCAAUACAUACCCCACGAACGAUUGCGACCCUCUCCCUCAAACAGCUCAUCCGCCAACACCUCCCAUCCGAACAUGCCUCCGCGCGCCUACGCCUCAUCUACGCGGGCAAAGUCCUCGCAGACACUGAGCCACUAUCGAAAUCCCUACGAUUACCACCCCCACCGCCUCCUCGAAAUACCAAGAACAGCGAUGCAGCGGGAGGCGGUAGCGGCGAAGCCAGCAAGAGCAAAGGCAAACAACCCCUACGCGAAACACCCGCGAUCGAAUACGGCACAACAACAGACAUAUCCAUACCCCCCUCAGCAAAGAAAUACUACAUCCACUGUUCCCUCGGCGACGCGCUCUCCGCCCCCGAACUCGCCAGCGAAGCCACACUCGCCCAGAACACAGAGAUAGCGUUGAAGUCGCAUUAUAGUACAUCUCCCUAUUCUGCGCCAGGACGGCGCGCAAGCAGUACGGCUAUAGACCACAAUGCACGGAGACGUAGCUCGACGGCUACGACGAAUACGGCGAAUACUGUGCCGCAAGCGCAGGGCUUCGAUAGAUUGCUAAGCUCGGGGUUUACGAGGGAUGAAAUCGCUUCUCUGAGGGCGACGUUUACGCAGAAUCUCUCGUUUACGCAUACGCCUGAUACGAUGCCUACGCCCGCACAGAUCCGCGUCUUGGAAGACAGAUGGCUGGACUCUUCCGCUAACGAUCCUUCUGCCUCGCUUACAGGUGGCGCUGCGGGGGCUGGUGGUGCUGGCACAGAUGCGGGCUGGGGCGCGGGGUUUGCGGUCGAAGAAGGCGGGUUGGACGAUAUGCUGUAUGGGUAUCUGACUGGCUUCUUCUUUCCGCUGGGAAGCUUGGUGUGGGGGUUUAGGGAGGAGGGCGUUUGGACGAGGAGGAGGCAGGUUGCUGUUGUCAUGGGGGUGGUGCUGAAUGCUGUUUUUGGGUUUAUGCGGUGGGGUGGGUAG